Molecule: messenger RNA, 1536 nt
Organism: Penicillium cinerascens
Lineage: Eukaryota; Fungi; Ascomycota; Eurotiomycetes; Eurotiales; Aspergillaceae
Product: MCT family MFS transporter
Exons: 2
Coding region: 1-1536 (511 amino acids)
Biological process (GO): transmembrane transport
Cellular component (GO): fungal-type vacuole membrane
Molecular function (GO): transmembrane transporter activity
Source: RefSeq, a predicted model, not a curated record
AUGUCCACCGAGGCCGGGCUUGCCAGCACACCUAUUGCCGCUGGUGACGAUUCAUAUGGCUUCGUGUCCAACUCUAGCCGGGAUGUCGUGACAACGACGACAGAGAAACCUGCUGUCAAUGAUUAUGAGAAGUCUGCCAAGCAUGUAACAGAUAAUGAGAAGCACGCCCAACCAGACUCGGCCAAGCAGACGCAGGAGCAGGAGCAAACGCCAGCCGCUCCGGAUGGCCAAUUCUAUCGUACAGCGUCCACCGUGGCGCCAUCCCACCGGUCUGGUCACACAGAUCCCGUCAGUCGAGUUACGACAGACGCAGAGGGCAACAUUUACCCCGAAGGUGGAACCGAGGCCUGGCUAGUGGUACUGGGUAGCUUCCUGGGACUUUUUGGAUCUCUCGGACUCGUCAACACGAUUGGCACAUUCCAGGCCUAUAUCGAGAGCCAUCAGCUGAAAGACUACAGCUCUGGCAGCAUCGGAUGGAUCUUCGGAAUGUAUGCCUUCUUGACUUUCUUUUGCGGUGUGCAAAUCGGCCCCAUUUUUGAUGCACGCGGCCCUCGCCUUCUCGUCCUCGCCGGUUCAAUCUGCGAAAUGGCCAUGAUCAUUCUUCUUGGCUUCUGUACCAAAUACUGGCACUUUAUGCUUGUGAUUGGUGUGUUGGGCGGCGUCGGUGCUUCGCUGAUCUUCACUCCGGCCAUCUCGGCCAUUGGUCAUUUCUUCUACGUAAAGCGUGGAGUCGCAACUGGAAUGGCUGCAACCGGUGGCUCCAUCGGUGGGAUUGCAUUCCCUCUCAUUCUGGAGUCUCUCUUCCCCAAAAUCGGAUGGGCCUGGGCUACUCGAGUGGUGGCCCUGAUCUGCCUGAUUGCUUUUGGAUUCGCCAACCUCCUGAUCAGAUCGCGAUUGCCGCAAAAGCCCUUCUCCAAGGAGAACGUCCUCCCAGAUUUCCGCAUCUUCCGCGAUUCCCGAUUUGCAUUGACUACCGCCAGCGUCUUCUUCAUUGAAUGGGGUCUUUUCGUCCCAAUCAGUUAUAUCUCUUCCUAUGCCCUAGAUCACGGCUUUUCUACCCAUUUUUCCUACCAGAUACUUGCCAUUCUGAAUGUAGGCUCGUUCUUCGGCAGAUGGCUUCCGGGAUUCUUCGCAGAUUUCCUAGGCCGGUUCAACACCCUAAUCGCUACCGUGGCCCUGUGCCUACUGUGCAACGCGUGUUUGUGGCUUCCCGCCGGAAGCAGCUUGGCCUUGCUGGUGGUUUACGCCUUGCUUUUCGGAUUCUCCAGCGGUAGCAACAUCAGCUUGACGCCCGUCUGUGUCGGACAGCUUUGCAAGACUGAGAACUACGGCCGGUAUUACGCAACCGCCUACACGAUUGUGAGCUUCGGUACCCUUACCGGAAUACCCAUUGCUGGUGAGAUUCUGGCUCGCUGCAAUGGCCAGUAUUGGGGUCUUAUUGCUUUUACUACGAUCUGUUACGCGGCCGGUCUAGUCUGCUGCACGGCCGUUAAGGUCAUUCAGGUUGGCUGGCGUAGCCCUUUGGCUGUCUACUAG